CGGCUGUGAGCGGGAAUGUCCCGCCUCACGUCUUGCCGCCCUUGUGCUGCAGGGGUUGGCGUCGGGGGCGCGGGAGCUCCGUGUCUCACCGCUUUUGCGAUGUCGUUUAUACCCUGCCGAUAUUUUGCUUCCGAAGUGGCUUCGUGUCUCUUUCGCAAACCUUCGGCUGAAUGUUUAUCAGAGAUCAGUAACAGUGCUGGUCCUGUCGAUGCCAAGGAUGAACUCUUGGAUGAAUGUGAAAGUAUUUGGAAGCAGAUGAAAGAGUGUCAGAGCAAGCUAAUGCUUCUAGGAACAGAGACACUGCUACCAUCAGAUGCCAAGCUUUCUUUGUUAAUGCUGCAAUUGAAAGCUUUAACAGCAGAUUUUCGUCAGUGGCAAGCAAGAAAUCCUGAAUUAAUUUCUACCAAUCCAGAUGUACUGUUAGAAUUAGGAAAAGAAGAGUUGCAGAAAGUAAAAAAUGAUCUUGAAAUGGUGCUGUCAACAGUUCGGUCAAAGAAUAAACAACUGGAAGAAGAUCUGAGAAGAGAACAGCAAUGGCAUGAGGAACAGAAACAGAUGCUAGAGACUCUUACUAAAAUGGAAGAAGAAGCAAAUACCCAAGUUGAACAUCCGUCCACAAAAAGAGAACUCAAUGAACUGAAAAAUAAAAUACUGAAAUUAAAGACCUAUAAGAAAGAACUCUUGAGUGCUUUGGGUGCAUUCCUGGAUGAACAUUUUCCCCUUCCAGAGACAGGUGGAAAUAUUAAAAAAAAGAACUCUUCAGCAGAGCCUGUUGUAGAACUUAUAACAUUGCAAGAAAUUUUAGAGAUGCUGAUAAACACAUUAAUAACCACACCACAUGAGCCUUAUGUAACUAUCAAUGAGUCAUUUUGGCCACCUUAUAUUGAGCUGCUGCUGCGAUAUGGAAUGGCCCUGAGACAUCCAGAAGAUCCUAACAGAAUGCGCCUCCAAGCUUUUCACAAGUAGUGUGACCUACACAUGCACUUGAAAACAAAACAACACCAAUACUCUUAAUUCAGGGCUAGGACAUACUUAGGAUUCCUGCUAAGCUUUCUUAGUAUCAAACAUCACUUCUUGUUGCAUGAUUUUUUUUUUUCCUUUUAAAUUGGAUAUUUAGGAGCAUAAAAUGUGGAGAAAGAAAAAAAUAAUAAUGUAUUUUAACUGCUUACAGUUGGCCUUCAGUAUUAUAUCAAGAUUUGCAUUAUGGAAGGUUUCUUUUACUCUUUCUGUAAGAUGCUAAUUAAUGUAAUAGACAAAUACGUGUAACAGUCCUUUUUACUUUAAAAACCAUACUUUUUACAUUACUUCUAUGGAUUAGAUUUCUUAGAUUGCCUGAAGUUGUCUCUGUUUCCUUUAGCAUUUUCUUGUAUUCUGUAGAGGCAAAAUUCAGAAUAACACCACUCCUGUACAUGGCCUUGCAAGCAUUUGGAACUAACAGAGAGGUAUCCUCUCAAGGAUGUGUUAUGCCUUAUUUGUUUCUCAGAGCCUUUGCAAACAAUUUUACUGGCUCCAAGAUAAACACUUAGGAAAGCUGACACAUCCUUCUGUGCAAAGUGCAGCAGAUGUUGAGUCUGUGCCUUUCACUACACCCUUCCCAAAUGGCCCACUUUGUGUUAUGCUAUAUUGCCUUACAGUAUCUGUCUUCACUUUUUCAGAUCUAGUUUAUCAAGGCUUUUAAUGGGUCUCUGCUCUGUUGAUCUCUGUAGCUUCUGUUAUGUCAAAAGCUUCUUCUGUUGACAGUUACCUUUUGACUCAAUGCUGCCAUCCUUUGCAAUCUCAGUCUUUUCUGUAGCCAUUUUUAUUGUAUUUUAUUGAGUACAAAAAUUCUCCUCUUGCUUAUCUGUAGUGACUAAAUUAUCCUUUAUUAACCAGAUUGUAGUUUAUUGAGGGAGGAGCUUGGCUGAUUUUUUAAUUGAUGGAAAAAUAAAGAGUUGUAUACUAUCAUAGAA
Molecule: messenger RNA, 1949 nt
Organism: Haemorhous mexicanus (house finch)
Lineage: Eukaryota; Metazoa; Chordata; Aves; Passeriformes; Fringillidae
Gene: CENPK
Product: centromere protein K
Exons: 10
Coding region: 16-966 (316 amino acids)
Biological process (GO): mitotic sister chromatid segregation; kinetochore assembly
Cellular component (GO): nucleus
Source: RefSeq, a predicted model, not a curated record